AUGGUUCACCUCGCUUCCACUCUUGCUGCUGGUCUAGCUGGUCUGGCCAGCAUCGCCUCCGCUCAUCCCGGCCAUGACCACAAGGCCGAGGCUGCUCAGCGUGCGGCCUUCAUGAAGCGCGCUCCCGUUCAUUCUCGCAGCCUAGACCAGUGUGCCGACAAGCUCCGCGCUCGUGGUCAGGAGAAGAAGAACAUUGCUCGACGUGAUCGUAUGGUUCAAGAACUUCGUGCCAAGAAGGGCGUGCAAGCUCGUGCCCCCUUCCUCAAGGCCCGUGAUCUCGACACUGUCUUGAACACUACCCACCAUUCCUCCCUGGAUGUCAACCUCUCCACCGACCCCGAGGUUCUCUUCGCUUCCAACGCCACUUGCAUCCUCGGCCCCGAUGUUACUCAGGGUCCUUACUAUGUUACCGGCGAAAUGAUCCGCAGCGACCUCAUUGAGGACCAGGAGGGUGUUCCUCUCUACAUGGACAUCCAGAUGAUCGACACCAGCACCUGCGAGCCCGUUCCCGAGGUCUACGUUGACUUCUGGCACUGCAACGCCACUGGUGUCUACUCCGGCAUCUCCGCCAGCGGCAACGGUAACUCCGACGACACCAACAACCUCGACGCUACCUUCUUGCGCGGUCUGCAGAAAACCGACAAGGACGGUAUCCUUCAGUUCAAGACCAUCUUCCCCGGUCACUACACUAGCCGUGCUACUCACAUCCACGUCCUUUCUCACCCCGCCAACGAGACCACCGUCAACCGCAACAACAACACCAUCAGCGGCCUCUACACCUCCUCGUCCUCCUACGUCGGCCAGCUCUUCUUCGACCAGGACCUAAUUUCCAAGGUCGAGGAGACCGCCCCUUACAACACCAACACCCAGGAAUUGACCACCAACGCCGAAGACAGCAUCUUGUCCGAGGAGGCCGACACCAUCGACCCCUUCGUCGAGUACGUCUUCCUGGGCGACGACGUCUCCGACGGUAUCUUCUCCUGGAUCUCUUUUGGCUUCGACCCCUCUGCCAGUACCGACGUCACUCCCGCUGCUUACCUGACCGAGGAGGGUGGCAUUGAGAACGAGAACGCCGGUAUGGGUAUGGGCGGUGGUGGCGGUGCCCCUCCCGGCAGCUCCAGCAUCCCUUCUGCUUCGGCCUCCACUAGCGCUUAA
Messenger RNA from Aspergillus affinis, 1155 nucleotides. RefSeq names its product intradiol ring-cleavage dioxygenase. Gene Ontology annotation, molecular function: ferric iron binding; oxidoreductase activity, acting on single donors with incorporation of molecular oxygen, incorporation of two atoms of oxygen. Bases 1 to 1155 code for a protein of 384 amino acids. The record is from RefSeq and is a predicted model, not a curated record. NCBI's taxonomy places the organism in Eukaryota, Fungi, Ascomycota, Eurotiomycetes, Eurotiales, Aspergillaceae. The transcript has 5 exons.